Verticillium nonalfalfae is the source of this 867-nucleotide messenger RNA. Its product is annotated as NAD(P)H-dependent D-xylose reductase (XR). The transcript has 7 exons. Gene Ontology annotation, cellular component: extracellular region. The coding region runs from base 1 to 867 and encodes 288 amino acids. The record is from RefSeq and is a predicted model, not a curated record. Lineage: Eukaryota; Fungi; Ascomycota; Sordariomycetes; Glomerellales; Plectosphaerellaceae. Gene Ontology annotation, molecular function: cellulose binding; hydrolase activity, hydrolyzing O-glycosyl compounds. Gene Ontology annotation, biological process: xylan catabolic process.
AUGGUUUGCUUCUCUUCCCUCUUCGUCGCUGCGUCGGCCAUUGCCGGCGUGUUCGCGAGCCCCGUCGACCACGAGCAGCUCGCCAAGCGCCAGAGCACGCCCAGCAGCCAGGGCACGCACGAUGGAUACUUUUACUCGUGGUGGACCGAUGGCGGCGCCGCCGCGACCUACACGAACCUCGCCGGCGGCGAGUACAGCGUGAGCUGGAGCAACGGCGGCAACCUCGUCGGCGGCAAGGGCUGGAACCCCGGUGGUCCUCGCACCAUUACCUACUCUGGCACCUACAACCCCAACGGCAACUCGUACCUCGCCGUGUACGGAUGGACUCGCAACCCUCUGGUCGAGUACUACGUCGUUGAGAACUUUGGCACCUACAACCCCUCGUCCGGCGCCACCGCCCGUGGCCAGGUCACGCACGACGGCGCCCUCUACCGCCUCUUCGAGAGCACGCGCACCAACCAGCCCUCGAUCGACGGCACCGCCACCUUCCAGCAGUACUGGGCCGUCCGCGACGUCAAGCGCACCGGCGGCACCGUCAACAUGGCCACCUUCUUCAACGCCUGGACCUCGGCCGGCAUGCGCCUCGGCACCCACAACUACCAGGUCGUCGCCACCGAGGGCUACUUCAGCAGCGGCUCGGCGCGCAUCAACGUGGCCGGCGGCGGCGGCGGCUCCACGCCCUCCCCGCCCUCGACGCCCAGCCCGCCCACGACCCCGAGCCCCCCGCCCACCACGCCUCCUCCCUCCGGCGGCGGCAGCUGCGCCGCUCGUUGGGGCCAGUGCGGCGGCUCAGGCUGGAACGGUGCCAAGUGCUGCUCUGCCGGCACCUGCCAGGCCCAGAACCAGUGGUACUCCCAGUGCCUGUGA